Notodromas monacha is the source of this 1747-nucleotide messenger RNA. Lineage: Eukaryota; Metazoa; Arthropoda; Ostracoda; Podocopida; Cyprididae. The record is from the annotation of a GenBank genome assembly.
GUUCCUCAUUUCGGCAACACUGCAUUCGGGCAAACCUUCACAAUGAAUACCUUCUUUCGAAGAUAUGCUGAAGCAUCACUCGUCAGCUUUCAUCGAGAUUCUUAAUUGCUGUGGAAAAUCCGAAAUGCGUGACGGAUUUGAGGAUUGACAUUGAGCAGGGAUUUACUGGCUUUGAAUUUCCUCCAUUUAAUGCCCUCUGGCAAAAAUUGACGACGACGGAAUCAACCUCUGUGAUUCAACAUUUUUUCCUAGAAAUAAAUAUACUCCCCAUACCCUCUUAUUCCUUUUAUUACACGUAAAUAGUUAUUCCGAUCGAGUCAGUGUUCAUUACUAUUUUAUCUUUUCAAGAAACUUUCGUUUCUAAGAACAUUUCCUUUAAUUUUCCGAGUAUAUAAAUACUGUAUAAUAACACACCAGCAACAGCAGGGGAUUAUAAUCGGUCAAAAUGGGGGCUUGUCCUGCGAAGCAAUCAGUGCUGGAGAUUGACGAUGAUGAGAAGGAAGUUUCUGCAAGGAGUGAAAGACAAUUGUGCAAAACUCUUCCGUAUGUGAGGAAAGCCACUGAACCCAACACGUCCAUUAUUGGACCCGUUUGUCCCGAGAGGAUCCGUUGCCCGUGUAGACAUGCUGACGAAAGAGUGGCUUUGGAAUCCCGGAAACCUGCGACUCUGGUUUCAAGGCCGUGUGGAAUCAGGCCCUUUUUGCAGCAAGAGAAACAACCCAGGAACAAUAAUUGGCGAUCCUUAGUAGAAGAAAUAUUGCGUGAAGCCGAACCAUGUCCUCCACCGAUCGAAAUCAAGCCCGCCAAUGACGAAUUGUGCUUCCAACUUCCGAAACCACCAAAACCCCCAGUUCCGGAAUGGAAAAUAAAAUGCGCGGAAACCGUGAAAAAUUUCGUGGGCCCCGAAAAAACCGCAUUCUCUAAUGAUUUCGGACCUGGAGGAGAUAGUUGCAUGUUGCAAAAGGCUGAUGACACGAUCUUGGAUCCAUCCUUAAUUUGGAAGAACGCUUGCAGCGCAAGAAACCAGCUGAUGGCGACGAAAAAUUUAUUGACGGCGAGAUACAACGAAAUAACGAAGGAAGUUGAGCAACUGAUCUCGGAAAGUGGAAAACUGAGAGCUCAUCUGAAGGAGCAAAAAUGUUCCUCCAUGGGACGAUUGCUUUAUCCUGACAAAAUCGAGGCGAACCUCGGCGAAGCCAUUCAAAUGUUGAGGCAACCCAUUCACAAUUGGCGAACGCUGAGGAAAUCCUUGAAACCCGCAGUUGCAGUCUUCAUGAAAGCAAUGGCUGACUUCGCCUGUCCGGGAAAAGGAGAACCUCCUGAAUAUCUUCAAGACUUUUUGGAAGAAUGUUCUUUCAGUUAUGCUCAAGAUCCCGACGCUGUGGCAAAAUUCAUCGAAGAUAAAAGCGCGUUUACAGUUGUGCACGACUUCGACAUGAUCUUUGAAUUCCUCACGUCACUGUCCAAAAAAAGCAAAGACGAGGGAAUGUUGGCUUUGCAGGUAGCAGACCAAAAAGAAACGUUGCGACCGUGGAGUAAGCUGACGUCAUCUAACGAACGAACCGCUCCUGAGAAAUGUUCCAUGCUUAGGCCGAAACCAAGACCAUCAGAGAUGUGCUGAGGGAAAGAAAUUUCUGUCGUACGCUGUGGUGUUCAAUUCAUUUUGUUUUGUUUAUGUUAACUCGAGUUGCUGACGAAUUUUUCUCAAUUGUCGGUGAUAAAUGAAGUUUCAACUUAUGUAAAGGAG